CCGCCUCCGCGGCACAUUGCUCCCGUCUUGACCUCCGAAGUUCCGCCAGCAGCCAACGUCUCCGACACGGUCACGCCCCCAAAAGUAGGGGUCAGCGAGGGAAGCCAGAAAUCCGGUAGAACGCCCUUGGUUGCUUCAGCUCUCUCCUUCACGAUCUCGCGCGCAGCCGCCUCUUCUGCCUCAGCGACGAUUUUAGACACGCGAGAGUCAUUGAAUUCAAAGGCGUCCGAGAAAGCUCGCUUCUUUCCGGUCGAUGUGGGGUCAGCCACCGCCGCCGUGCUUGAGCCUGAAGGACUGAAAGCAAGACCUAGUUGCCCACGUUCAAAAUCCCGCAAGACGCGUUCUCGAGCAGUUUCUUUCGCGCUCUCUACUUCCUCUUGUAUUUGCUUCUUGAUUUGCUCUGCUUUCUCCUUCUGUCGCUUCAAAUCCUUCUUUUGCGAUACUGGGUCCGCGUUGUGAAUCGGUUCUCGUCAGGACAGGCGGACGUACGCAGAUCAUUCAUCGCACACUCUUUGCAGAACAGGUGGCCCUCUUUACAACAGACAGGUUCUCGAGCAGUCUGAAGACACAAGACACAGGCGUCGAAACGGCGCAGACUCUCAUUGCCCAGACGCUGACGCUUUGUUCCGUAAACUGUCGCUGCCUUCUUAUAUUCAUGGUAGGAGAAGAUGCUGGACGCAGUGUUGUUCUUCGAGUGCUUUGUCAUGUCGUGAAUAAACUUCGGAGAUUUGUAGUUGAACGAUAAUGAGCGAUCGAGAGCAGCACUCGUCAGUGGAUGUGAAGGCUGAUCCGUGUCAGUCGUCACAUCAAAAGUACACCGCCGUGACCCGCCCGUCUUAUCAGGACAACUCAAUCUGACGAUCAAAAUUACGCUUUCUCCCGUACCGCCAUGUCGCGUGUUCCACUCCCCAAGUCCAUCCUGGACACUGACUUGUACAAAAUGACUAUGCAACAAGCCGUGUUGCAUCAUUUUCCAAACGUUCAGGGAUCCUACAAGUUCACGCUGCGCGACAAAUCUGCUUUAUUCACCAGGCAUUCCGUAGAGAUUUUCCAGGACACCGUCAACCGAUUCGGUGAAUUGGUUCUGUCGGACGAUGAGCUUGUCUGGAUGCGGACGGCGUGUCCGUACUUUACGGAUGCUUACCUCAACCACCUGAAGGGCUUCCGCUUUGAUCCUGUUGGGCAAGUGCGGAUACGAUUUGUGCCCAGCGCCUCAGAUCCGGACCGCGGCCAUGUGGACAUCGACAUCGAGGGACCCUGGGUCGAUACGAUCCUAUGGGAAGUGCCCCUCAUGGCGACUCUGAGCGAAGUGUACUUCACGCUUGUUGAUACGGAAUGGAACUACGAGGGACAAGCAGAUCUUGCGUUCGAAAAAGGGCUUGCUUUGCUCAAAAACGAUUGUGUGUUUAGCGAGUUCGGUACCCGGAGAAGGCGCUCUUUCGAAGCCCAAGAUAUCGUCGUGCAAGGACUCGUGAAGGCGUGUAAUGAACAGCCUAGUCAGGGUCGGCUUGCUGGCACGAGCAAUGUAUAUCUCGCGUACAAGCACCGACUAGUCCCCGUGGGAACGAUAGCACACGAAUGGUUUAUGGGCAUUGCAGCGCUCAGGGGAUAUGAGAACGCGAACUCUUUGGCAAUGGAUCUUUGGGAAGAGGUCUAUCCCAAGGCGCUGUUAAUCGCGCUCACCGAUACCUUUUCCAGCAAGGCUUUUUUCCAGAAUUAUGUCGGUGACAAGGAGAGAGCCAAUCGGUGGCAAGGAUUGCGACAAGACUCGGGAGACCCAUUUGAAUUCGGACUUCGGUGCAAAUCCGUGUUCGAGUCCCUGGGCAUAGAUCCCAAAAGCAAAAUGAUCAUAUAUUCCGAUGCUUUGGACAUCGAGAAGAGCGUUCGACUCAAGAAGCAAGCGGAUGAGAUCGGCCUGAAUGUUUCUUUUGGAAUCGGCACAUUCUUGACGAACGACUUCAAAAACCUCAGUGGAAAGAAAAGCAAGGCGCUCAACAUGGUCAUCAAGCUCUCAUCUGCUGACGGCCGUCCUUGUGUAAAAAUUAGCGAUGAUCUGACCAAGAACACCGGGGACAGCGAGACAGUCCGUCUGGUCAAGAAGAUCUUUGAUUUGCAGUGACGCAGUCAUCAGUUGUAUCUUUAAUUAAUCGUAACCAGAAACAGAAAAUACUAGAUGUACAAGGCUCGUGUAUCCAUUAAUUGAGUGUCCUCAAUCACUGUCGAGUGGCCUCAAUCGCUGUUGAGAAGCCUCAAUCACUCAUUUCGUCCUCGCUGCCGCCUUCGUCGUUGGUCCGUUGGGCGGCCUGUUUCUUCCGACCAGCACUUCUGGUGGCUUGGCGACCUCGGUUUUCUUCGUCUGCGUUGGCAGCAUCGACGUCCAUCCCGUCGCCAACGCUGAGUUUGCCGUCUUCGUCUUCGUCUUCAGGCAUACUAGCCAAAGACUGCACCCAGCCCCCGUCACCAAGCCCGGAGGGAAAGUCGUCCAGCGUAGCACCAUCAUCAUCGGAGCCUCCUCGGAAGCCCUGGAGCUGUUGUUCGAGCUCGCGGUUACGUGCUCCCUGAGCAGUGACAAGUUGCUGGAGGUAUCUGCGCGCGGAUCGGUACCAGGAUCGGUCACAUGCAACACAACUGACCGGAUAUAUUCGACGCUCUUCCGGAGAACCAUGCCUUUGUUGGCUUUGACGACACCAUCUUUACCAGUGGUCAUGCCUUCCAUAUUACCGUUGGACGCCGGGCUCGCCACUGCAACGUCCUUUCCAUCUUCGUCUCCGUCCUGUUUCGAGCCUGCGCGCGGACAUCACAUCACAAUUCCAGCACAUCGAGCAAGACGUACCAGGCCCUACUUCCAGUAAACACUCGGGGAUGAGCGUCGCCAACUCAGAAAUGCGCUCGUUUAUGUUGUCUCUUCUCCGACGCUCAACGGCGUUGUGUGAUUCUCGCCGGCGGCGACGCUUCUCGUUUGCAAUGAGGGCCGCUUUGGACUCUGUGUGAGCUCAGAAGUUCGCUCUGUGGAAACAGAACAAUGUGCACCUUUGGGCUCCUGUUUUGUUUCCUGCGCGACGUCGUGAACGGCCAUUCCGUUCAAGCUCCCGAAGCUUCCGGGAACACCAUCUCCGAUGUCGAGGUUCAGAUUGGUCAUUCCAUUCAGUCCCAUGCCGAUGCCUAGACCACCGAACUUGGUUUCCACCGGACUGCCAUACGAGCUGCCAUCCAGAUAGGACGAGUUGGGCGAAUGGAUCGACGAAGAGAGCGACGGAAGGGACGGAUGCGAGGCAGGAUCAACGGAAGACGAUGGCCGAGGUGUGACCGCUUUACAGAUCGGAUGAGCGACAUAUUGUGUUGAUCAAGCAGGUCAGUGACUCACCUCCUCCGGGUAUCACAAUGGCUCCUGGCACGGGCCGAUGAUGAGGCGGUGGGCUGCCAGCUCCGAAUGAGUCGGUUCUGCGCGAUCUUGAAUUACGCGUGGGCCCCGGUCCGACCGAACCGACCGAAAGAUGGGAAGAAGGCGGUCGGCUGCGGCUUCGGCUCCUCGAUUGUGAAUGGCGAUGGGGACUGGGGGAGUGAUAGCUUGACGGUGUCGAGGCAAAAGUGGUACCCGGAAGCCCGUUGGCAGACGGGGGGUGUGGAUCAUAUCGCAUACUGCUGUUGAGUGCCGGCAGUGUCGAGUUGAAGUUGUAAUGGCGAGUGAGCGGGCCAUCGGGAGGCGAGGAAGAGUCCCGGCCGUUGUUUUGGCCAUUCCCAUUGGUCGUAGAUGCAGAUGGUAGGGAAAAUUGGGAGGGAAAAGAGCCGGCGCCAGAUCCUGAUCCUUGCAUAUGGUGUCCGUACGAGUGUCCGUGGUGCAACGGAGGGGCGCUGAUAUCGAAGAUGUUGUGGGUAUGGGGAGGCGAAUGGUAGCUCCCUACACUGGAGGGACGAAAAUCACCGGUUCCAGGAUUGGGUGGACCGCCCUCGUUAUUGUUCCCUGAGUGGAUCAGGCUCACGAGCUCGCUGUCGAGAUCGAGAUUGCCCGGAUGAAAGACGCUGUGCCCGAGCCCAAAGACAGACGAUCCCGUCGUACUGUGGUGCGAUGAGGAGGAGUUCGAGGAAUCGUGGUUACUCGUGUCGGUGCCAGAGUGGGAAAAAGGUGGAGGGGUCGGUAGAUGGAAUCCCUCUUGCCGGACGACAGGGAUAUUCUGGGGUUCCUGGUGCUUGUACAUGGAGAACGGAACGGCUUCGCGAUUAUCUUGGGGUUUCAGGCCUAGUUUUGGCCUCGGUUCAGUUCCUUGUGACCCAAGUUCUCAGCAGUAGAAAGCUCUGUCGUCAGUGCGGAGGUGAUCAGAAUCUGGGGUUACCCCAGUGGCUGUGGAAAUUGAUUAGCUGGUCCGAUUGGUCCUUCCAACGUCACCGCGAUGACUCACCCGGUUUCAAAUUUCACCUUGUGCCACCUGAAACGGAAACGGGCUGACUUAGGAGAGAGAUGGAAGAUACAAUGUCAUCAAAAUUACAGGAUGACAAAGGCUUUGGAAUCGAGAACUCCGAUGCGCCAGAUCAAGACAGAUCGUAAAGGGACCGUUCACACCUCAAUUUCUCCGCAGUCCGCAAUCUUGACAAGGGAUGACUUGUCAUCAACUGCGCUUCUCACCAUGCGCUUUUCAAACUCAGUGCAUCACGAAGCAAUAUUCAGAACAGAGCAUCUGAGCGCAUGUUCUGAUAGGACUUAGAGGCCGAGAAGGACUUGAGAUUGUAAUUCUCGGAGUUCUGUGGGCCGAGGAUCCUGUGC
Mycena citricolor is the source of this 4759-nucleotide messenger RNA. The record is from the annotation of a GenBank genome assembly. NCBI's taxonomy places the organism in Eukaryota, Fungi, Basidiomycota, Agaricomycetes, Agaricales, Mycenaceae.